Molecule: messenger RNA, 5780 nt
Organism: Spodoptera exigua (beet armyworm)
Lineage: Eukaryota; Metazoa; Arthropoda; Insecta; Lepidoptera; Noctuidae
Source: the annotation of a GenBank genome assembly
CAGCCAGUCUAUGGUGCACGCCUUGGAAGUGAAGGUAUAAACUUGGAUCUAACGGUUGGCAAAAUGGACGGAGGUCCUCCAGAUCAUGAUCCAGAUCCAGCGGAGAUAUUGGAGGGUAGGCUUCAGGGCUUUUUCCCAGCCUUGGAUGAAGAAGAAGAUAAGAAGAAGUCACUAUGGAUGGGUGGAGUGCUGGACUGCUUCACUACCGUGUUCUCCUUAUUUACUCAAAGUGACCAAAAGCCUCAAGAAGAAGAAUGGGACAUACCCUACGAGAAGUUGUCGGGGCUGGUGUACUUAGGCGCUGGAGCCCAAGGCACCGUGUUCGGCGGCCAAUAUCGCGGCGAACUGGUGGCAGUCAAACAGCUUCGCGACAAAAAUGAUUGCAACAUUAAACACCUUCGCAAGCUGAACCACGAAAAUAUCGUGCAAUUCAAAGGUAUAAGUACUGAUGGGCCUUCUUCCUGCAUCAUAAUGGAGUUUUGCCAGUAUGGGCCUCUAUUUGAAUAUAUACAUAGCGGAUCCAGCUUUUUGCCCUCUCAGAUCUUGAAGUGGGCCAAAGAAAUCGCCCAGGGAAUGGCGUAUUUACACAGUCACAAGAUUAUCCAUAGGGACUUGAAGUCUCCCAACGUACUGAUUGCGGAUAACCUUGUAGUAAAAGUAAGUGAUUUCGGCACCAGUCGCGAGUGGAAUGAUGUAAGUGCCGUGAUGAGUUUUACGGGAACAGUGGCUUGGAUGGCCCCCGAAGUGAUCAGGCACGAACCUUGUUCAGAACGGGUCGACGUAUGGUCGUAUGGCGUUGUGCUCUGGGAACUCCUCACACAAGAGGUCCCGUAUAAAAAUCUAGAGACACAUGCCAUAAUGUGGGGUGUGGGCACAGACACGAUUGCUCUGCCCGUGCCGACAUCAAUGCCGGGCAGCAUGCAGCUGCUCAUGAACCAGUGCUGGAACCGCACUCCGAGGAACAGGCCUCCCUUCAAGAUAAUUGCCGCUAACUUAGAAAUUGCCGGAGCGGAAUUAGCCAGCUAUCCUACGGAGUGCUUUAAGAAGAAUCAAAUCGAGUGGCGAAAAGAGGUGCAAGAUAGCAUGACUCGAUUCUUCACCAGAUCAAAAUCUGAGCCGAAAGAGGAGGCUGAAGACGAUCCUGAAUCAAACAAGCACGUCCGAAAAAUAUACGAGAACCAGUUGUGUCGAGCGAACGAGCUGUACUUAGAGGUGUGCACUGUCCGCUUGCAGCUUGAACAACGAGAAAAAGACGUGGAAGAGCGGGAGAUUGCUCUAAGGGCUUGCCGUUGCGGUGUUCGACGCAACUUGAAAUACCAUUACAAACCCUCUUCUUCUUCAUCCGAAUUAAUGGCUACCGAAUCUCGACGUAAAUUCGCCAAGAAAAAAGACGCACAAACUUUAAUAGUGCGAUAUGACGAGAGGAGGAAAACAAACAAGGCUGUGUCGGUAGCUGUGCCAGAGGAUAAGGUCCACAACGUCAUGGUCGAUGUCUCGUGCAUGUGUAGCGUGAUGUCUAUUGAGAAGAACAAUAAUCCCGUCCCCAAGAAGAAGGACACGAUUGUUGAGCAGAAUGGAAAUACUGAUAUUAAGCCCAAAGGUCAUCGGCGAACAGAUAACAAUUACAAAAUUCCAGACAUCGCUCAUGUUUAAACGGGUUUCAAUGAUGUAGUCGAGCCCAUUUCGCCCUGUGUAGACUUUAAAGAACAGAAUUUCAUUGCAAAGAAUCUCAUUAUCAUAAUGUAACAAAUAAACAUUAAAAAAGUGAUAAAUCUUAAGUGGAACUGCUUGAAACAUUUGAGCAAUACGGAGGUUCCAGGACAAUAUGUGUCUGUGUAUUAAGCAUACUCACUGGGAGAUAUUAUUGUGUAACAUGGACUUCUUUACAGGUUUCUGUGAUUCCCGGGAUACCAAGGAAUACAAAAAUGUCUGCACAAUUUUCUCUCUUACAGUUCGAUAUUGUAAUAAAAAGUAGUGGAGUUUAUUCGUUGGAUGGUUUAAAAUUCAUUAUAGUUGUGUGUCUAUUUAUUCAUUAUUAAUAGCGAACUCAUUGAAAUAUGUAUUGUAAAUCAAACAAAAAUACCAACUCAGUUACCAUGACAGUAGCAAAUAAAUGUCUCUUGCAGUUAAUAUUUAAUAUAAGAAGUUCAUUUUCAUCAUGAUUGGAAAUGCUUUACGCUAAAUGGAGAUCCCAGUCUCAUGAUGUAGGUAAGCGUCUCAUGAGCGAUUUUACUGUGUAAUAAGUCCCGAAGUCAUCGGUAAGUACACAUAAUGUCUGCUCAAUGUUGUCUUAAACUGUUUCAUCUCAAUAUUCAUAAACAUUCCACAAAAUUAUUAUAAUGAUCUUUACCUUAAUUUGUGUAGCGGACUGGAAGAGGCUCUGAAAUGCAUAGCAGAGGAAUUAUCUCGUAUAUAUUCUUGAUUUUAAAGUCCCGAUCACUGCGGUCAUUUAAUGUCUAGAGACUAACUGAAGACUUGUUGUCCAGGGACGUGAUAGCUUUAGCGGAUUCGCAUUGAAAAAUCGAAUCUCGCGUCAAAUUAUUGUUAUAUCUUUCAGUCCGCGUGUAGUUAAAAAUUGGUGUGUAUAGAAUUAAUUGUAAUAGAUUACAUAGCUGUGUAUUGUCUUUUAUUCUAAUUAGAACCAGUUUUUUUUUAUUUGCACCAAUAUUCUUUCAACUGCAACCAAUAUGUUGAACGACACAAGAAAAGAUUUACGUCUAUAUAGAAUAUACAUGUCCCGUUUCUCUCUAACUGGUUCAGUUUUCUCAGAAUUGUAUCAGAACUCAACAUAAAACGUCAAAUGCUUAAAACUUCAUCAUCAGUAAAAAAAUGUUUGAAAGUAUAAAAAUGUAAACCCUCAGACUGUAUGUUUUGCAUAGUGUACAAAAAUACACAAGUUUGUAAAAUUUACAAUGGUUUAUUGUGGGGUAAUCGACUUACUAUAUUGUCAAUAAUAUUGUGGUUUUCAUUAAUGUGAGUAAAUUAUUAACCUAUUUUUUUGAAUUUAACACAUCAUCACAAUAUGUAGAAAUAUUUUUACUUGUUCCACGCUACACGGAGAAGUCAGACUGAUUUAUUUGAAUUCAGUAAUAAUGGGCCACAUGAAACGUUCCCAGAUAAUAGUUAAAAUUAUUAUUAUCAAAAGAACUUGACAUACAUUUUAAAACAAACCGAAAUACAAUUUGCCUAGUUGGUAACCCUUUAAUAAUCUAAAAUUCAAUUUAUUUUAUUUCGAUGAUUAUGUUUUAUUAAUAUUAGAUAUAAUUUUUAAUUUAGCGAAUAAGUAGUAAUAAUUGGUCAAUUUAUUUUAUUUUUAUAUAAGUUUAACAGUUUUAGCCAGACUAAAACUUCUUGGACUUGAGUUUAAAAGACUUAAUUUUAUAAUUUUGUAAAUUCAAUCAAUUUAUUGUUUUGAGAAAACAUUGUACACCAAUGGCUGUCGCCAGUCGUCUAUAUUGACUCAACAAUACAUUGGUGUAAAAAGGUUUCUCCCGUCCAUGUCUUAGCUUUUUUACCCUGUUUUUGUAUAAAAAACGUAAUGGUAAUGACUAGUGAGAAGUAAUAUUUUUAUAACAUAUUUUUUGCUAAUCGUACCGCGCGCACUGGGGCAGGGCUACGUAACAAUAGCGUAAUCGCAAGAUUUUAAAAUCCAAACUGAUCAAAAAUUUCAAUUAAAGUGAUUUUGUAUUUGCUAGCAUAUUUUAUAAAUUCUAAAUUCGUAAUUUCUACAUUUGAAUAUACUGGCAGGAGUUUAAGAGUCACUUUUUAUAACUGUAACGUAAACUCCCCAGUGCACUUUAGCGGCGGAUCGGGUAGGAUUGAGAGUGAUAGGGAAAGAUAAAAGUAUUAUUAAAAUUUUAACGCCAUGCUUAGUACCCAUGGCUAUUAAUGAUGAUUAGAAACUAAACGGCUGUAUUUAAGAGCUUUUUUUCGCUCAUUUCUUUAGAAUAAAAAUUUUUAAAAGCGGUCAGUUCAACAGCUUCUGUUAGCUAAUUCCAUGAUUGUAGCUUCGAUUUAAAUUAUACAAAAAUACAUCUAAUGAUAUAAAAAUUGUAACUAAACAAAAUGGUUCGUAUAUUUUGAAACGUGGAGUCCGUCCCUGUUCUUUUGCGAUGUCAAGGAAGAGCUAUGCAGUCUACGGCAGCUAAACUUUUUAUCGCAAUAAAACAGUUACAACUUCCACCAUUUUGAUUAUAAAUUAAUACCCCGUCUGUUUUUCAAAUACCUGUUGAAGCCUAAUCGACCGCUUUAGAAUUAAAAUUAAAAUUGAAGUAAGAACGCGUUUGCUAACCUUUUGUAAAUAUAUUGUCACGCGAGCUAAUGGCAGAAGCAAAAAAUAUGUUACUUUAUUUAUUUUUCUUUUUUAUAUAUUUAUGGGUUCCGUGCUAUGAGUGAUUUAUUUUAAAUAUAUGCUCAAUAUUAGUUUUUAUAUUUUAUUUGAUAUUUACGGAAGUUGAGGGUCCAAAUUGAAGAUCUCAAAAUGGUUGCAUUUAUUUUUUCGUAUACUUUAUGAUUGUUUGUGAUUGUGCGGAACCCUUGGUGCGAGUUAAACUUGUGCUAUUGUGAUUGUUAUUUUUUUAUUUUUAACUAAUGUGGUGGUUGUGUUAAGCAAUGGAUUGGAGAGACCUGAUGUGAUUUUGAAACGUGUCGACCUGACAGGUCUGCUGUCGGGCAAGUCCUAAUGUAAACCAAAGAGCCAGUGUUAAUCCAGUCCAUCCGCUAUUACGAAUCACCAAUAAAUCCACGAAUUUUAUUAUUUAGGCUUCGUACUUCAUUAAACGAAUUGAAAGUAUAGACUGCACUUAGUCUGAAAAGUAUUUUUUACACUAUUUUACUAUUAACUUGUAAUCCUCUUACGACCUUUUGGCACUGUUCUAAAAUGCUCAACUUUGUCGAGCUAACAAUAACAUUUUGGUAACAAUAUCUUUAUAAAACAUUUUGACGGAUUUUAAAAACCGGAAUGCUUUUGAGUAAAACUUUUUAUUAUACCUCACGAUCACGAACUCGGUUCCUGACGGUUCAUGUCACUAUUUUGUGUAUGUAGGGUCACCUUGACAGUGCCAAUUUGUCAGUCUACGUCUAAGAAUCUUUUAGUACCUAUACCUCCUCUUAUAACUAAGCGUACAAUAAAUUUGAGGCAUUCGGCCCAAAUACUUAACAUAAAAAUAUUAACGAUAAAUACCAAACCACGUGAAACAAUCUAAAUUCUUAAAUUCUGAGAAUUAAAAUGUUUUUACUCAUCAUGAUUACAUUUCAUAAAUUAAAGUUAAAAUCUGACAUAUCGUUUUACGGCGAUGGCAAAAAUCCAAGUUUUUAACGCACUAGUUGAAGCCGGUGCGAGCUGGUUCCGUCCGGUUUUUGAUUGCGGUGAAAUUAACCCAACCUAAAAUUGUUCAGUGGUCGUCGUAAAUAUUUUUAUGGAACAGUAUUUGCAACAGAUGCAGAUAAUAAUAUGGUUGUAAAUCAUUUCGUUUGGAGGGUACCAUUUACCGACAUUCUUGUACAAUGACAACAUCAACGCAUAAUCUUCGUUCUAAUCAUUGGUACUCUCAAAUCCUUACUACCAGGGCUUUAUAAUUACAAGCUGUGUGUCCCAAAGUCACGUUUAUUUAAGUCACUGUGUUUUAUAGUUUAAUUAAAUAUAUUUUAUUAGUUAAGUACACCCUACAGCCCUGGUACUAACUAUUUAUUAUAGAUUAGCCUAAUUUUUGGUCUAGUCGAAUUAGUUGUAAGUGUAUUCGGAUAUGUAUAACUUGAUAAAUAAAUAAUGGUAUCAUUAA